CACCGCUCAGCAGACUUAUUGCUCGGGCAGCUUUGCGUGAACUGAUUUUGAUCGAUUGAUACAUUUCUUACUGAACAUCUUAUAUUUUGGAUUUGACCAAAGCAGGGAGGAAGCAUGCAGACGACCAGCUGACUGACACUGAAAACCCGGAGUUCUUUUAAGUUGCAGUCAUGGACUCCCGGUCUCCACUGACCGUCUGUCUGUACAUACAGCUGUCAGUGUGUCUUCUGGGUUCUAGUGCCUCUGCCACCACCACCAGCCUGUGGGGUAAGAAAGUGCAAUUCAACGGUCGUCCUUGCAUUUGGCAGCUACAGCCAGGUGUCGUGGUGCCGGCCCUGGAGGAGCUGAGUGUUUGCCUGCUCGUACGCCGCAACUUUGCAACCGAGUGGACAGGGUUCGUGUACAAAGCGCCGGGAGGUAAAAGAAUAGAGCUGGGACUCGGGGGCUCAGGUUCAGAGCUGACGGUGUGGCUGUUCGGAGAGAGAGUGCCUCUGCUCUUGGAACUGAAAGUCAAAGAGUGGUACUCUGUGUGUCUCACCUGGUCGGGCAGAGCUCGGAGGCUGAGGACCUACAUUAAUGGAACCCUUCUGCAUGAGGCCCCUGUGAAUCCUAACCUACCCCAACAGCUGGCCCCAAACGGCACACUCACUCUGGGGGUUUCUCAUAAUGUGAAUACAAACGGGGAGGUGCAGCCAGAGAGCGGGAACAACCUGCUGGGGGAGAUCGGUCGGUUCAGGAUCUGGUCCAGAGAGUGGAGUGCUGAGGAGCUGAGUGGGCAGAGCUGUGCAGAUGGAGACGUGGUGAGAUGGGACCAGCGGCAGUGGAAACACGGCUGCCCUCCUGUGCCUGACAACAGCCUUCACUGUGCUUGGUCUCUCUACAAAAUCCAAAUGUGGACAUUCGUUCACGCUAUGGAACCUGGAAACUGUGUUGUCUCCCCGGAGGGAGUCACAAGAGGCUGGCUGGAGAGCAUUUUCCCUCAGACCAUUUCUGUCCACGACAUCUCUGUGUCUUCCCAAAGCCGCAGCUGCCCUGGGGUUAAUGAUUCUGCAGCUCUGCAUGUGCGACAGCCUCAGGGAUCAACAGCGUCACCAGACUCCCUCUGUGACAAGUGUUUCCACUGUGAAGUCAAUGUGAAUGUGAAUCCUGCCGCCAACGUAGAAGCAGCUCAAACAGACAUUACUUCUCUGCUGAGUUUGGCCUUCUCGUACAACUUCUUCAACCUGUCAGCUGACCCUAACAGCAUUGUGGUACUUCCUGUGGUGUCCUUCCCUGUAGUAUCAGAACCACCAACAGCUGUCACUACUACUGCAUCUACAUCAGAAACAGGUCCAACUCAAAGUCGACCGGCUUGUCCCGCUAACGUGUCGACGACAGGGGAUCCUUCAGAUCGGAAUUUGAGUGCCUUCGGACCGGAUACGUUCUUCAGAGUCAAUAUGACGUUACAGAUGAAUGGUGGCCCCACGAAUCCUAAGGUUAUCAUUAAGAAAUGGGUGAAAGAAUCACUGGAGGUGAAUGGCACCAUGAUUGUACUGAAUCUCGUCAUAAAGGAGAAAGUCGGCCGGUACAUGGACAAAAACAAUAAACUGACAAUUUCCUAUCAACAACAAAAACACUAUUACUGCGCCUUCCAUGUUCAGGAGUACAAAAAAAACAGUGUGGCAGAAAUCAUAACUUUCAUUAAUUCUGCACUGACGUCAAAGCACCAAAAUGGCUCCAUUAUUAUUGAAGCUGUGGACUUGGCGAUAAAGCAAAUAUUGCCAGAAAACUGUUUAGAAGAAACCAGAGCAACGAUCUAUGGAGAAUAUAUUUGGCCUGCAGCAUUUCCACAAGAACAACAAGAGAUGGUAUGCAGAAAACCUCCGUCAAAAAGAGCUCACAGGCUUUGCAAGUUAGACAUUACUACUGACAUGACCAGCUGGGCUAGGCCUGAUAUGAAGAACUGCAAGCAACUUGUGACCAUGUCCGACCUUUUCAAUAUCACGGUCACCACUGAUAACGCUGCUGAGGUGGUGGACAUUGUUCAGGACCUGGUGGACGUUGGGUUGAGUAACAGCUCCGUGCUCUCAUCCUUGGAGCUGGAUUCCGUGGUGAGGAAGCUCAAUGAAGUGGUUGAUAUCAGUGUCAUCAAACCUGCUGUUGGGGGUGAUAUAGUCAAUGUCAUCGCUGAUAUCCUGCUCUCUGAAACCAACGUCACACAAGUGGCUACAACAGUCCUCAAGCUGACGGACAGAAUGGCAGACAACAUGUUUUUCAGUGAUCAAUCUGUGAGUGUCACCGCUCCUUCACUGGCACUUUCCAUGGUCAACGUAGCUGCAGAUGGAUUCAAGGGCCUCACCUUCGGUGUGUCCUCAGUUUCAUCUCUCCUGGAUCUGAAGACAUUUGUCAACUGGAAUUUCGUGAGUGAACCACUUCCAGACACAGAUGCAACCAUCUCUCUGCCCUCUGAGCUCAACAACUGUUUCACCAGAGACACAACUCGUGUUCAGUUUCAGUUCCAUGGAACACCCGAGCUUUUUCAGGACACCACCAGCACAGCUCAUAGCCAGUGGACGCUGAACUCUUAUAUAGUAUCCGCCAGCAUCAAUGACACUGACGUCAGCAACCUGAGUGAUCCGGUGGUGGUGACUCUCAGCCAUCACAAACCCAAACUGCCCGACGACAGGGUGCAGUGUAUGUUUUGGGAUUUCAGGAAGAACGGUGGACUGGGUGGUUGGAACGGCAGUGGUUGUGAAACCAGGAGUAUUUCUCCUCAUCAGACCAGCUGUCUCUGCGAUCACCUCACAAAUUUCGCGGUGCUCCUGGAUGUGUCCAGAACUCCCAUCAGUGAAGCCAACAGCUACAUUCUGACUCUGAUUUCAUAUCUUGGAUGUGGGAUAUCCUCCAUCUUUCUGGGUAUCACUCUACUCACCUACCUGGUGUUUGAGAAGCUGCGUCGGGACCACCCCUCUAAGAUCCUCAUCAACCUGUCAGCUGCUCUGCUGGGACUGAGCAUGCUGUUCCUCCUGGACUCCUGGUUCUCAUCCUUCUCCAGCUACGGCCUGUGCAUUGCCACCGGUGCAAUGCUGCACUACUUCCUGCUGGCCUCGUUCACCUGGAUGGGCCUGGAGGCCGUUAACAUGUACCUCGCCCUGGUCAAGGUCUUCAACAUCUAUGUUCCCUCAUAUAUCCUCAAGUUCUGCGCUGUAGGAUGGGGUAUUCCUCUGGUCGUAGUCGGUCUGGUGCUGGCAAUAGAUAAAGACGCUUAUGGCAAUGUUGUGGCUGAACAGGCUGCGAGCAGGGACCAGUCCACUGACCCAUUCUGCUGGCUGCAGGAUGACGUCUUCUUCUAUGUGACCGUGGUGGCAUUUGUUCUCCUGAUCCUGUUGGGCAACAUCGCCGUGUUCGUCGUGGUUCUGAUCCAGAUCAGACGGAUGAGAGCCAAUAAGCCCUCAGCAAAGAGCAUCGGCUCGCUGCAUGAUCUGAGGGCGGUGGCCAGUCUCACCGUCCUCCUGGGCCUGACGUGGUCAAUGGGCUUCUUCUCCUUUGGGCCGGGCCGAGUGGUCAUGAUGUACCUGUUCUCCAUCCUCAACACUCUGCAGGGCUUCUUUAUUUUCUUGUUCCACUGUGUGAUGAAGGAGAACGUGAGGAAACAGUGGAGAAUCCACUUGUGCUGCGGACGCUUCAGGCUCAGUGAUUACUCAGACUGGAGCCGCUCUGCGACAGUGGGGGGCGGCCGCAAAAAUAACAAUCUUAUCAACUCAGGCUCUUCAGACAACACCUCCAGCAUCAGGAAUGUCUCGGACUCCUCUACGGGCUCAGCACCAUCGCACCACCAGGGGGCAUAAGCGGCCACCGUAUGAGACGUUCUGUGAAGC
Molecule: messenger RNA, 3857 nt
Organism: Platichthys flesus (European flounder)
Lineage: Eukaryota; Metazoa; Chordata; Actinopteri; Pleuronectiformes; Pleuronectidae
Gene: adgrg4a
Product: adhesion G protein-coupled receptor G4a
Exons: 29
Coding region: 171-3827 (1218 amino acids)
Biological process (GO): cell surface receptor signaling pathway; adenylate cyclase-activating G protein-coupled receptor signaling pathway
Cellular component (GO): membrane
Molecular function (GO): G protein-coupled receptor activity
Source: RefSeq, a predicted model, not a curated record